AUGGAGGAGGCUGCGAGGCGGGAGAAAGAGAAGCAGGAAGAGGAGGCGAGGAAGGAAAAGGAGCGCCUGGAAGAAGAGGCGCGCAGGCCGCCGCCUCCCCCAGCUGCCGCUCCCGCGCCGCCCGCUGAACCUCCCACAGCCCCAGCGGAAACUCCUGCAGCACCAGCUGAGGCUCCCGCAACCCCAGCCGAAACCCCCGCAGCCCCAGCUGAAACUCCUGCUGAAUAA
This is a messenger RNA of Parnassius apollo (apollo), 228 nucleotides long. The record is from the annotation of a GenBank genome assembly. Lineage: Eukaryota; Metazoa; Arthropoda; Insecta; Lepidoptera; Papilionidae.